Labrus mixtus (cuckoo wrasse) is the source of this 3491-nucleotide messenger RNA. RefSeq lists its product as uncharacterized. The record is from RefSeq and is a predicted model, not a curated record. The coding region runs from base 276 to 2195 and encodes 639 amino acids. Gene Ontology annotation, molecular function: semaphorin receptor binding; chemorepellent activity. Lineage: Eukaryota; Metazoa; Chordata; Actinopteri; Labriformes; Labridae. Gene Ontology annotation, biological process: axon guidance; negative regulation of axon extension involved in axon guidance; positive regulation of cell migration. The transcript is spliced from 14 exons.
UUCCUGCGUCCCUGCUGCUCAAAGAUCACACUCCCCCCUUUUUGUCCUUUUGUUUCCGAGGUGGAGCCUGAUACCCCGACUUCUCCCAAACUGAACUGCCGGGCGAAGCAGACGGACAAGAUAGAGGACUGGUGGCACAGAUCCGGGACGCAGAAGAUCGGGGAGGGACCUUAAAGUCGGCUGCGAGGACGAAGAAGGGAUUUUUGUGGAGCGCUUUCACGAUUCUACAAACCGGUUUUAAAGACGAGCGAGAGAGAGAGAGGGAUCCGAGAAAGAUGAAUUAUUUCAUCCUGAUGUCGCUUUUUGCCACGGUUAUCGUCGGAAAGUCACCCCGGCUGAAAUUCGUUGUGCACGAGCCCUCCAGGUUCCACUUCUUCAAGCCGGAGAACUACCUCAGCAUGUACCACCAGGAGGGGAGCGACACGCUGUACGUGGGCGGCCAGGCGAUGAUCUAUGUGCUGACGUUCACUAACAGAGGGGUCCACGACCAGCAGAUCCCAGCGGCUUCUGAUCAGACUGCAAUUGAUACCUGCAAGGCAAAGGGUGCACCACUGGAGCUGGAGUGUGAUAAUUUCAUCACCGUCAUUCAGAAAGUAAAUGACACACUCAUCGUAUGUGGGACAAAUGCUGGUAGCCCCAGGUGCUGGAUGCUGGUGAACGGCACCGUGCUGACUGACGUCCAAGGCAACGGGCAGAUAGCGUCGGCCUCUGACAUCUCACCACCCUACCCUUCCCAGAGGUCCAUCAGCCUGCCUGCAGAUGGGAGUAUGUACUCGGCGAUGUCCUCGGUGGCGGGUCACGCCGGCUCGAUCCGGCGUACGUUUGGCUCCCAGAAACUCCUGAAGACGGAGAACAUUUGGCUGCUGAAUCCGCAGUUUGCCGGCGCAGCCAUAAUCCCAUCCUCUCUGAAGUACAAGGAGGAGAUCUACUUCUUCUUCAGCGAGUUCAACAAGACGGCCCGAGUCGACGAGGAGCCUUACAGGGCUCGCAUCGGACGGAUCUGCACGGUGGACGAGGGUGGCAUCAAAGCCCUGCUGGAGAACUCGUGGACCACCUUCAUGAAGGCGCGGGUGAUGUGCGGCUCAGGAAACACUCAGCAGCAGUACAACAACAUGAAGCAGGCGGUGGUGCUGACGGCUCAGGACAAGAGGGCCGGCGUCAUGUACGGCCUGUUUUCCAACGCAUGGGGCAGAAAUGUGAUCUGUGCCUACUCCAUUGAAGACAUUGACCAAGCUUUCUCCACGUCUAAACUGAAGGGCUACAGCAGUCCAUUCAUCGGCAGUCGCCCUGGGAUGUGUGUCCACAAGAACUCGACAGCGGGAGGUCACAACGACAUCAAGAACCUUGGGGUGAUCAGAUACCACCCAGAAAUAGAGGACGUGAUUCGGCCAGUUGGUGUGUCUCCACUCGACCUGCCCACGGACGACCAGAUCACACACACUGUGGCGGAUAUAGUCCUGGCAGUCAACGAUGAGCACUACAGCGUCCUCUACCUGGGAACAGAUCAAGGCAAAGUCCUGAAAGUUCUCCACAGCAGCGAGGGGGUCUUCAUCAUCUCUCAGUACUCGCUGUUUCACAACGAAGGACCCGUCCUGAACAUGGCCAUCGACUCCCAAAAGGGUCACCUGUAUGUCGGCACAGCCAUGGAGAUCCAGCGGCUGCCGCUGGCUGACUGCGGUCGCUAUGGCGACACAUGCAGAGAGUGCAUCCUUUCCAGAGAUCCGUACUGCGGCUGGGACAGGGCCAGGAGGAAGUGCGUCGCCAUCCCGCCCGGAUACAAUGUCACGACUGGGGCGCUCGUUCAGAAUCUGGACCAUUCCAACUCGUCGGUUUGUGGGGAAGCUGCUGCUCUAAAACAGCGCCGGACCUCCCCCAGGGAAGUGAUGGUUCAGUCCAACACCUCCAUCUUUCUCCCUUGCCCCGUGCGCUCCUUCCACGCCACCUACCGUUGGGAGAAGGACAACUGCAUCAAGAACUAUCCCUGCCUCUUCUCUGGGGACUUCUGCAUCCUGGGGCCGGUUGUCGACACGCCCCUGAAGGAAGGCGUUUUCCGCUGCAUGGCCACCGAGGACGGGUUCAAGGUGGAGGUCAUCUCCUUCAGGCUGGUGAACAACGGCAGGCUCCUCGCCGCCUCCCUGGCCUCCACCGUGGGGCUGUCGCUCCUGCUCGCCGUGGCCACCCUGUGGCUUCAUUAACUGCAGCUAACGCUAAUGCUAACCCCUCAUCCUUACUGGCUCCCAAUGACAGGAAAGGCGAGGAGCCGAUGUUAGGAGGUGAGGUUCGCAGAGCAUUGAAGUACAUGGUUAGGUUAGACGGUGAAACUUCACCUUCUUCCGUAUCGAUUUUUAGAGAAACAGUCCAGGAAACGUCUACAAAUGAGGGAUUCAAUUCUGUGCUUUUUUGCAUAAAUCUACAUAUCUUAGUAACAGAUCCAAACAGGAAGUAAGGUUUAUUGAUAUUCAGACUUAAGGAGUUCCUGUUCAGCCAUACUUUGGUGCUUUGCAAACCUUUCCUUCUGACUCAAAGAGAUAAACAUAUCCAAUGAGUUGGGCAAAAAAAAACACCAAUACCAGGCCAAUUCUUUUCAUCAUUCCUCGACUUCUUUUCAAAUUGACUUGAUUGUGCUUCUUUGUGAAUCUAUAAACCUUUAAUACCGCUCUUACAUCCGUCCAUACAUCUUGUUAAAGUUCAUCCGUAUAGCUCAUUAGUACUUAGAGAAAUGUCUGGUAUUGAAAUUCAAAAGCCUUAACACUUCUGGGACAUUAACUCCUAAGCACAAUUUUGCAGUUGAGGCAGAACGCUGCAGGCUCGGUCGGACUUGGCGCUAUAAUUAGUGCAGCUGAGUCCAACAACAUCGCUGGGAGGAAGUGUCAGCUAUUUGACAGGAAGUAGGCGUGUGGGCAAACGCUCAUUUUCCAACAUCACUGUGUCUCAGCACCUCCUCCACAGACGAGGCAGUUUCUUGCAUCUUUUUAUCGGAUGGUAUCAGACAUCGUUAGCACGCCUUGUUCACAGCUUUGUCCGUUGUUCUUCUUUUCUUUUCUUUUUUUAAAAUCGUCCUUCCUCCUCCCUAGAGCAUCAGAAACUAAACCCUCGCUGUUACAGGAAGUGAAAUAAUACAACAAACGCCUUCAGCUCCUCUGGAAACAAGUAUAUAACUGUGAGAUUUAAAAAGCCUCUGAAUGUUUCUGUAAGAUUUAUUUAAAAAACAAUUUAAUUACAAAUCAUGUCAAUCAACAUGAAAAUUUAAACUUAGAGAUUUCCGAAUAUCCAGAAUUUUUUUUACUUAUUCUGUGUAUGUUGGCACCAUUAAAAGAGUCCGUCGAUGUUUGGGACACGGCGUGCACGGCGACAAAGAAGAGCUAAUCGUGCUAAUGUCAACGUGACAGCGUGUAAUGUCAGAUUUUUAAACUUCAAGGUGAUACAAAUAAAAAUCAAACAAUAUCAAUCCCUGUUAAGAAACUACGGCAAAAAAAAAAAAAAAGAAGUCC